Lodderomyces jiufengensis is the source of this 2553-nucleotide messenger RNA. RefSeq names its product U4/U6-U5 snRNP complex subunit. The record is from RefSeq and is a predicted model, not a curated record. Gene Ontology annotation, molecular function: protein binding. NCBI's taxonomy places the organism in Eukaryota, Fungi, Ascomycota, Pichiomycetes, Serinales, Debaryomycetaceae. The transcript is spliced from 2 exons. Gene Ontology annotation, biological process: spliceosomal tri-snRNP complex assembly; mRNA splicing, via spliceosome. Bases 1 to 2553 code for a protein of 850 amino acids. Gene Ontology annotation, cellular component: U4/U6 x U5 tri-snRNP complex; catalytic step 2 spliceosome.
AUGAGUAACAAUAGAUUAGCAUUUUUGGAUCAAGAACCACCACCAGGUUAUAUAGCUGGUGUAGGAAGAGGAGCAGUUGGAUUUAGUACUGGAGCUGAUUUUAAAAAUGAAUUACCACAAGUGUAUGAUGAUGAUGAAGAUGAGAAUUCAGCUAAUCAAGAAUUAAAUGAGAAUGGAUUAUUAACAACUCGAUCAAAAAGAGAUGAAGAAGAUGAAGAAGCUGAUAGAAUUUAUGAAGAAAUCGAACAAAAAUUAAAAAGAAGGAAAACCAACUCACAACCAAAGCAGAUAACUAAAUCUGGAUCACCGGAGAAUGAUAAUAAAGAAUUGACUGAAAAAACUCAAUUUCUGGAUUUAAAAAGGGAUUUAAAAUCAUUAACUGAAGAUGAUUGGUUAUCACUACCAGAGGCUGGAGAUAUGACAAGAAAAAAUAAGAGACAACGUAUAUUAGAUCAACAACUGCAAAGAUUGUAUGCUGUACCAGAUCAAAUAUUAGCUGGUAAUAAUGGAAGCUUCGGAUUCACAAGAACUUUGAAUACAUCAAAUAAUAAGAACAAUGCAUUAAGUGCUCAAUUGGAUAGUUUUUUACCUAGUUCAUUAAGAAAGCAAAACACUACUACAACAAGAGAAUUAGAAGAAGAAAUUUUAAAUUUUGAUGGUGCGGACAAAGAUGCCAAAUACAUAGAUUUGAAAAAAAGUAGGCUAAUAUUUGCAUCAUUGAGAAAAACAGAACCAUAUAAAUCAAGUUCAUGGAUUUCUUCAGCAAGAUUAGAAGAAGACGCCAAGAAUUUCAAUAAAGCUAGAGAGUAUAUUCAACAAGGUUGUAAAAUGAUACCUGGUGAUGAGGAUGUAUGGUUAGAAUAUAUCAGAUUAAAUAAAAAUGAUCCUGAAUUUGCAAAAGCUAUAACUAAAGAAGCACUCAAUUACUGUAAUAAAUCUACUAAAUUAUGGUUAAGAUCUGUUGAAUUGGAGCUAGAUAAUAAGUUGAAGAAAAAACAAUCAAUGAAAGCCUUACAACAAUUACCGAGAAAUAUAGUGUUAUGGAGAAAAAUCCUUGAGUUAGAAGAUGAUAAGGAAAUGAUUGUAAAGCUACUAUUGAAAGCUGUUGAUUUGUGUCCGAAUGAGUGGGAAUUAUGGUUGAAACUAAUAGAUUUAUCUGACUAUAAUGAUGCAAAGGCAUAUUUAAAUAAAGCGAGAAAGAUUUUACAAGGAGAUUUAAAAGUUUGGAUUGCAGCUUGUAAAUUAGAGGAACGUGAGGCUUCAUCAGACUCUUCAAAAAUAAAUGAGUUAGCCGAGAGAGCUGUCAAAGAAAAUGCUUCUGUAGAAGCUGAGAAAUGGUAUGAAGUCGCAAUUGAAUUGGAUAAGGAAGGGUAUAAUAAGACAAGUAGAGCAUUAUUGGAAUGUUAUUUAAAAUCUCAACAAUAUGAUUCAAUCACAUUGCUAGAAGAAGCUGAAAAAUACAAAGGUAAUUUGAACAUUUCUCAUUAUAUUAUGGAUUAUCUUAUCAGUAUUGAUCCUCACAAUCAAGAAGUUUGGGAUAGAUUGUUUAUCACAUUGAAAAAGUCAAAAAAUUACGAUUCAUUAAUUGAUUAUUAUGAAAAAGCUGUUGAUUUAAAUCCUGGAUUGAUUUCGUUACAUCUCAGCUUUGCAAAUGAUAAAUGGAGGUUAGGGAAAGACGUAGAAGGCGCAAGAUUUAUAUUAGAGUCUACUGAUAAUGAAUUGAAUGAUGAUUCAAUCAAGUUUGCCAUAAUUAACAUCAACAUGAAAACUGGCAAUUUAUCGAAAGCCAAAGAUUACAUCACAACAAUCAUACAAACGGAGCCAAAGAGACAUGCCAAAUAUUGGUCUAUGUACAUUCAUAUACUUAGAUGUUUAAACAUAGACUCUAAAGAAAUUCUAAAAGCUUCUGACAAGGCACUCGAAUUUUUCCCAAAUAAUUUGAAGCUAUGUUUACAAAAAGUUCUGAUUUUAAUUGAUGACAUAAAUGAUCUACGAUCAGCUAGAGAAUUUGCAUCAGAAAUUUCGGAUAAAAACAAAAAGUUUAUUGAAGUUUGGAUCAAAUAUAGUGAAAUAGAAGAAAAACUAGGAGUUUUAAUCAAAGCAAGAUCAAUACUAGAUAAAGCAUUACUAAUCAAUCCAGAGUCUCCAGAAUUAGCAAUUGCACAAAUUGAAUUGGAAAAAAGAGCUAAAAAUACAACAGCAGUCAAGAAUUUAACAAACAAAUAUAUCAAGAAAUUCUCAUCAAAUGCUUACAUAUGGUAUUUGUACUUAUCAUUGAUACCCAAAAUGUCACAUAAAAAACCAGAAUUCAUAAAUGCUUUAAGAUCCACGAAUAAUUCACUGGAAAUGUUGAUGUAUUUAGGUAUUUUCUUUUGGCAAGAUGGGAAAUUUUCAAAAUCUAAGACCUGGUUUGAUCGAAGUAUGGAGGAAGAUACGACUAAUGGUGAUGCCUGGGGCUGGAUGAAUAAUUUUUAUAAAUCGCAUGGUACUGAUGAUGAGAAAGAAAAAUUUUACAAUGAAUACGAAGAGAAAUAUCUUAAAUUUAGCAUCUAA